Molecule: messenger RNA, 930 nt
Organism: Spinacia oleracea (spinach)
Lineage: Eukaryota; Viridiplantae; Streptophyta; Magnoliopsida; Caryophyllales; Amaranthaceae
Exons: 2
Coding region: 1-930 (309 amino acids)
Source: RefSeq, a predicted model, not a curated record
AUGGAUUUUAUCGAAGAGAGUCGUGACUUACAAGUACUGGAAGAUGCAAUACGAUAUUUUGUGAACACCAAUGUUCAACAAAACGAACAUCAACAUCCGAGAAAGAAGAGGAUAACUGUGCCAAGGGAUCGUGAAGCAGCUCACGAUAGUUUAGUUGCAGACUACUUCAGUGACCAACCAAUGUACAACGAAGAUAAUUCCGACCAUCCAAAUGCAGCGAUGCGACUAGGUGCUUCAGCUGUUCAAAAAUGCACAGCGGCUAUAAGGAUGUUAGCCUAUGGUUGUGAAGCUGACCAAGUUGACGAGUAUCUAAAACUUGGUGCAUCCACAUCUAGAGAAUGUAUUACAAAAUUUGUUGAUGGAGUGAUUGCUCACUUUUCCAUUGACUACCUUCGUAAACCAACACCUGAAGAUGUCCAACGUCUUCUUAGAGAAGGGGAGGAAAGAGGUUUUCCUGGCAUGUUGGGGAGCAUGGAUUGCAUGCGUUGGGUGUGGAAAAAUUGUCCAGCUGGAUGGAAAGGUAUGUAUCAAGGUAGAUCUAAAACAGCGACUGUGAUCUUAGAAGCUAUUGCUUCAAGGGAUUUAUGGAUCUGGCAUGCUUUCUUCGGGACACCAGGGUCGUGCAACGACAUAAACGUACUUCAACGUUCCCCGGUUUUCGAUGAUAUUAUAAACAACCGAGCUCCACAAGUUCAGUUCACCGUGAAUGGAAAUACUUACAAGAAGGGGUAUUAUCUCACUGAUGGGAUUUAUCCAAAAUGGUCCACGUUUGUGGAUACCAUUACUGCCCCGCAAACCUAUAAGCAAAGGUUGUUCACCAAACGCCAAGAGAGUGCUAGAAAAGAUGUUGAGCGUGCAUUUGGAGUGUUACAAGCACGAUUUGCAAUAAUUAGGAAACCUGCUUUGGCAUGGAACGUUGAUAUGCUAUGA